This is a messenger RNA of Rhopalosiphum padi (bird cherry-oat aphid), 2559 nucleotides long. Its product is annotated as elongation of very long chain fatty acids protein AAEL008004-like. Gene Ontology annotation, biological process: very long-chain fatty acid biosynthetic process; fatty acid elongation, polyunsaturated fatty acid; fatty acid elongation, monounsaturated fatty acid. The coding region runs from base 281 to 1288 and encodes 335 amino acids. NCBI's taxonomy places the organism in Eukaryota, Metazoa, Arthropoda, Insecta, Hemiptera, Aphididae. The transcript has 9 exons. Gene Ontology annotation, molecular function: fatty acid elongase activity. The record is from RefSeq and is a predicted model, not a curated record. Gene Ontology annotation, cellular component: endoplasmic reticulum membrane.
UAAGCCCGUCUAGUCAGUCAGUCGUCGCUCAACCGUACGCCGUCGCACUAGUCGCUACCGUCGCAGUCGCGUCGCGUCGCCCGUGUGUUGGCCGAACGUAAUCAGUUGUGAUAUUUUACAGUAGUCGCGAUCCGACUAUCGAUAUAGACGCACGUUCACGUGUGUUCUGCACUUGUCAUAUUCGUAUUCGUAUUCGCGGACAUAUAAUAUUAUAUUAUACCUAAACAGCAGGUGAAUUCAAACGAUAUUGUAGCCGCAUCAUCCGCACUCCGACUUAACCAUGGCGGUUGUAUUAAACUCAAUUCAAGGAUUUUUUGACAACUAUGGAGACCCUCGUACCAAGGAUUGGUUUUUGAUGAGCAAUCCUCUACCCACGGCACUGAUAUGCGCCACAUACGUAUUCACCGUCAAAAUUGCAGGACCGCGAAUAAUGGCCAACCGCAAGCCCAUGGAAUUGAGAAACGUACUCAUCGCUUAUAAUCUUUUCCAAGUCAUAUUCAGUUCUUGGUUGUUCUAUGAGUGUAUGAUGGGCGGCUGGUGGGGUGAAUAUAGUCUCAGUUGCCAACCGGUAGAUUAUUCGGAUAAACCAUCCACAGUAAGACUUGGCAUAUCAGGUUGGCUGACUGGCAGGUAUAAUUUCCGGUGUGAGCCGGUAGAUUACUCGAAUCAUCCAAUGACCCUGCGGAUGGUAAACAUAUGUUGGUGGUAUUAUUUCUCAAAAUUCACAGAAUUCAUGGACACGAUAUUCUUUGUUCUCCGAAAAAAGGAUAGGCACAUUUCGACCCUGCAUGUGAUUCAUCAUGGAGUGAUGCCAAUGAGCGUAUGGUUCGGAGUUAAGUUCACACCAGGUGGUCACAGCACGUUCUUCGGAUUGUUGAACACGUUUGUGCAUAUUAUUAUGUACGCAUACUACUUGUUGGCUGCCCUGGGUCCCAAUGUACAAAAAUACUUAUGGUGGAAGAAGUACUUGACCACCCUGCAAAUGCUGCAAUUUUUGGCUAUUAUGCUGCAUGCAUUCCAACUUCUGUUCAUCGACUGCAACUACCCGAAGGCAUUUGUCUGGUGGAUCGGCAUGCACGCUGUCAUGUUCUUCUUCUUAUUCAAAGAGUUCUACAAGCAACAGUACACAAAACCGUCAAAACAAGCGGCCGGCGCUCCGUCCAAACCCUCGGUCAACGGCUCGUCCAAGUCGUCCAACGGCUACAGCAAACAAUCGGACUACUACAUAAACAGCAAUGGUCUGUCUAGGCCUGACCUAGUACACAGGGCUACGGCCGGAUCGCACUGACCGCCGCCACCGCCGCCACUGAUGACGGCAAGUCACAGCAGCCGUCGAAAUCGCCGCUGCCACUGCUAAACGAUGGCUGCUAUCGUCUUUGCCGCCAACAACAAUAUUGCUCAACACGCCCAAAUUAAUAAUAUUAUUUGACCUGUGGACACGUCUGUGUUCCGAGCAGACAUUUUUUUUUUUUUUUUAGUGGACAAAUUACUCUAUCCCUCUUACCCCCUCCCCUAUUUCUCGCUCUCUCUCUCUCUAUCUCUAUCUCUCUAUGUCUCUUUUUCUCCCUUUUUUAUUAUUAGGUAUAAUUAUUUUUAAUAUUAUCAUAUCGUAUAUAUAUAUUAUGUAUAACGUAUGUAUAUUAUAUAUAUAUAUAUAUAUAUAUAUAUAUAUAUAUUAUUUAGUAUAAUAACGUGACCUAUUUUUGUUUCAUUUGUCUUACUCCUCUGUCACCGCCGAGUCGAAUCGCGCCUGGUCGUUGUUGCCACUGAGUAUACGUAAGAAAGAAAACCUAUUCUGCCUAAAAAAAACAAAAAAAAGAAAUCUAGUGAGAUUAUUGUUUUUUUUCUUCAUUAUUAUUAUUAUUUCGAGCAACUGGGGCUAUAUACAUUACGAUAAAAAAUAUAUCACAUAAUAUGUAUAUACGAUAUACGAUAUAUAUAUUUUAAUUUAUAAGUCUGUCUAUUAUCGUACGUUAUAGUAAUAAUUAUUGUAUACUAUCGUGUUAGGUGUUGGAAAUUUACAGUCCGCAUAUUAUCGUGUGUAAAAUCGUUUUUUACGCAUUUUUUUUGCGUUUUGUACAAGUAUUUUUUUCGUUUUAAAUUUAUUUAAGACACGUGAACAGAUAAAAAAAAAACAUUUUUUUCAGACGAAACAAUUUUGAUAUAAAAUUCAGUUGUGUUUUUCAAAAUGUUUUGAUGUGAUACCUAUGUAACGUUUGUUUUAUAUAUUUUGUGUAAUGAUUUAAACCACAUGUGAUUAUUAUUAUUAUUAUUAUUAUAAUAAUUAUUUUUAUUAUUAUUAUUAUUAUUAUUUUAUUAUUAUUAUUAUUAUUAUUAUUAUUAUUAUUUUGUACGAAACACGGCCUCACGUGCCUUAGUAUUACGGGACCAGUGUAAUUACUAAUAAUAAUUAAGAGAUUAUAUACGCUCUCGUGUAUAAGAAUAUUAUCAUGUUUACGUUACAAAAAAUUGUAUACUGUUUAGUGUUGUAUAAUAUAUUAUUAUAAUAAUGAAAAUAAAGGUUCCCGGUAUUUUUAUGUGCCAGCAAAUACAAACGAA